AUGUAUUUAUACAACAUCACGUUGCAACGUGCGACAGGUAUUACUCAUGCAGUUCAUGGAAAUUUCUCGGGAACAAAGCAGCAGGAAAUAGCAGUAGCAAGGGGCAAAAUAAUCGAGCUCCUCAGACCGGACCCAAAUACCGGGAAAGUGUAUACAUUACUAACGUGCGAGGCAUUUGGGAUAGUAAGAUCGUUUAUGCCGUUUCGUCUGACCGGUAGUAGCAAAGAUUAUUUAAUUGUGGGGUCUGACUCCGGAAGAGUUGUCGUUUUGGAGUACAUACCAUCCAAAAAUAUUUUUGAAAAAGUACAACAGGAGACGUUUGGGAAAAGCGGUUGCAGACGGAUUGUGCCGGGGCAGUACUUAGCAGUUAAUCCCAAAGGAAGAGCUUUCAUGAUAGGUGCUGUUGAGAAGCAAAAGUUAGUUUAUAUCAUGAAUAGGGAUUCACAGGCAAGACUUACCAUAUCUUCUCCGUUGGAAGCACAUAAAUCAAACACUUUAGUCUAUCACAUGGUAGGAGUAGAUGUUGGGUUUGACAACCCCCUAUUUGCAUGUAUUGAGAUGGAUUAUGAAGAUGCUGACCAAGAUUCCACUGGUGAAGCUGCUCGUGGAGCAAAUCAGCUAUUGACUUAUUAUGAAUUAGAUCUUGGGCUAAACCAUGUUGUUCGAAAAUAUUCAGAACCAUUGGAAGAACAUGCAAACUUCUUGAUUGCUGUACCUGGCGGUAAUGAAGGUCCUUCUGGCAUACUGAUUUGUUCUGAAAACUACAUCACAUACAAAAAUUUUGGCGACCAACCUGAUAUACGCUGUCCAAUACCUCAGCGGAGAAAUGAUCUUGAUGAUCCAGACAGGGGUAUUUUAUUUGUGUGUAGUGCAUCUCACAAAACAAAGAAUUUAUUCUUUUUCUUAGCUCAGACAGAACAAGGGGACAUUUUUAAGAUAAAUCUCGAAGUAGACGAUGAUAUGGUGACUGAAAUAAAGCUUAAGUAUUUCGACACUGUUCCAGUUGCUGCAGCUAUGUGUGUUUUAAAAACUGGGUUUUUAUUUGUCGCAUCAGAAUUUGGAAAUCAUUGUCUUUACCAAAUAGCUCACCUUGGUGAUGAUGAUGAUGAGCCUGAAUUUUCUUCAGCUAUGCCUCUAGAAGAAGGAGACACAUUCUAUUUUGCGCCUAGACCACUUAAAAAUCUCAUUGAAGUUGAUGUUUUGGAGAAUUUAUCUCCUAUUAUGAGUUGCCAUAUUGCUGAUUUCGCCAAUGAAGACACUCCACAGUUAGCUGUGUUGUGUGGACGAGGGCCUGGAUCAACAUUUAGACUUUUAAGACAUGGCUUAGAAGUGUCUGAAAUGGCAAAGUCGGACCUUCCAGGUAAUCCCAACGCAGUGUGGACAGUCAAACGUAAUACAGAAGAGGAAUACGAUGCUUACAUAAUAGUGUCAUUCGUCAAUGCAACGUUGGUGUUGUCCAUUGGAGAAACAGUGGAGGAAGUUACUGAUUCAGGGUUUUUAGGUACAACUCCUACUCUCACUUGUUCUCAGUUGGGUGAUGAUGCUCUUGUACAAGUUUAUCCUGAUGGAAUUCGUCAUAUACGAGCUGAUAAAAGAGUGAAUGUAUGGCGUGCACCCGGGAAAAAAGCAAUUACGAAGUGUGCCGUCAAUCGUCGACAAGUGGUUAUAGCACUUACAGGUGGUGAACUAGUCUAUUUUGAAAUGGAUAUGACAGGUCAAUUAAAUGAAUAUACGGAGCGGAAGGAAAUGCCAGCAGAUGUUAUUUGCAUGGCGCUUGGACGAAUCCCAACGAAUGAACAGCGUUCACGAUUUCUUGCCGUUGGUCUGGCCGAUAAUACUGUUCGCAUUUUGUCACUGGACCCUUCAGAUUGUCUUGCGCCUCUAACAAUGCAAGGAAUACCAUCCACUCCGGAAUCUUUGUGUAUAGUUGAAAUGGGGACAAGUGAACCAUCUCAGUCCACAGAUGAGGAUGACUCAAAUGCAAUACCGUCUGGUGGUAUUCUUUAUUUGAACAUCGGUUUGAUUAAUGGUGUGUUGUUGCGUGUUAUUCUUGACCCAGUUACUGGUGAGCUUUCCGACACACGCACUCGAUACUUGGGUACUCGUCCUGUGAAGUUGUUUCGUAUAACAAUGCAAGGUGGGGAAGCGGUUUUAUCAGUUUCCAGUCGAUCAUGGCUUAGCUAUGCUUAUCAGAAUCGUUUUCAUCUAAUCCCCCUAUCAUAUGAAGCAUUGGAGUAUGCAUCUGGUUUCUCCUCUGAACAGUGUCCUGAGGGUAUUGUAGCAAUUUGUAAUAAUUCUUUACGGAUUAUGGCUUUGGAGAAACUUGGCGCUGUAUUUAAUCAAAUCAGCUACCCACUUCAGUAUACACCACGUAAAUUUGUCUUCCAUCCAGACUCAAAUGUUGCUUACAUUAUCGAAACAGAUCAUAAUGCUUAUGCAGACGAUGUCAAAACUACACAUAAACGUCAAAUGGCUGAGAAAAUGAUAGCCUCUGCACAUGGUGGUUCUUCUGAAGAUAUGACCGUUGCCAAGGAGUCGGCUGCAGCGUUUCUUUCAGAAAAUCUUUCCGAGGCGAUUUUUGGUGCUCCAAAAGCUGGACCAGGCAUGUGGGCAAGUUUGUUACGAUGCUUAAAACCACUUGACGGUAGCACUUGUCAGACAAUUCGAUUUCCACAAAAUGAAGCUGCUCACGCUCUAACAUUCGUCAAAUUUAAUAAUCACCCAGCUGAACAAUUCCUUGUUGUAGCGCUUGUCAAAGACCUUAUCCUCAACCCGCGUUCAUGUUCGGGGGGAUGCCUGAGAACCUAUCGUAUAUGGAAUAACGGUGAACGCCUGGAAUUUCUUCAUGAAACGUCUGUAGAUGACUUUCCAGCCGCGUUAUGUGCUUUCCAAGGUCGACUGCUUGUGGGUGUUGGCAACCGUCUACGCAUUUAUGAUCUAGGAAAGAAAAAAUUGUUGAAAAAGUGUGAAAAUAAGCACAUUCCUACAUUAAUUAAUGGUAUAUACUCAAUUGGUAGUCGAAUAAUAGUGACAGAUGUUCAAGAAAGUGUUCAUUGGGUACGUUAUCGACCUCGUUCAGAUAGCCAGCUGGUUAUAUUUGCCGAUGAUACUAAUCCCCGUUGGAUUACGCAUUUGGCAGUGUUGGAUGCGUCAACCGUAGCUAUUUCCGACAAAUUUGGGAAUGUUGUUGUUCUCCGUUUACCACCUAAUGUGAUCGAUGAUGUUGAAGACGAUCCUAGUGGUAAUCGUGCACUUUGGGAUAGAGGCUUCCUCGGUGGAGCUAGCCAAAAAUGUGAU
Messenger RNA from Heterobilharzia americana, 3297 nucleotides. NCBI's taxonomy places the organism in Eukaryota, Metazoa, Platyhelminthes, Trematoda, Strigeidida, Schistosomatidae. The record is from the annotation of a GenBank genome assembly.